UGUCGGUAUGUCUAUCAGCUGACAAAUAUAAGCGCUCCGUUCAGUCACUCACGAGAUGUGUUCAGUCACUCAGGUUUAGGACGACUGGGCAGAAAUCACAUUACAUACAGUAAUGUUUAAAAACGCGUUAGAAAAGUAAAAACCUUUUUAAAACUGCGAUGAAUCAUGAAGAGGAGUCGAGGCCACUACUGGCAGAGGAGGAGAGUGAGCAGAGGGGAGAGGACAGGACUGAAACUGAUGCCUAUCUGAACAAAGUGAAAAAUGGGAAGUUGUACAUGGCUACGCUUGCAGCUGUUCUUGGACCCCUUAGCUUUGGCUUUGUGCUCGGCUACAGCUCUCCUGCAAUACCAGAUCUAAAGCAAAUCCCUGAUCCAAGGCUAAGACUCACUACUGAAGAAGCCUCCUGGUUUGGGUCUGUGGUGACGAUUGGAGCUGGGAUCGGAGGUCUGCUGGGAGGAUGGUUGGUGGAGAAUAUUGGGCGGAAGCUGAGUCUCAUGCUCUGUUCUUUGCCGUUCAUUUUCGGUUUCACCAUCGUCAUCGCUGCUCAGAACCACUGGAUGUUGUAUGUGGGACGGGUCCUCACUGGCUUAGCCAGUGGAGUCACGUCUCUUGUUGUGCCUAUCUACAUUUCAGAAACGUCUCAUGAGCGUGUAAGAGGAGCGAUGGGCUCCUGUGUGCAGCUCAUGGUAGUGACUGGAAUCAUGGGAGCAUAUAUUGCUGGUCUGUUCCUUGACUGGAGAUGGCUGGCCAUCACCUCCUCCAUUCCCCCUACAUUGAUGCUGUUGUGUAUGUGCUUCAUGCCAGAGACGCCACGCUACCUGCUGUCUCGGGGGAAGAGGCAUGAAGCAGAAGAGGCACUGCGCUUCCUUCGGGGACGUGACACACCAGUUGAGUGGGAAUGUGCCAGAAUAGAAGCAGCCUCUCGAUAUGAGGAAGGAAGUCUGAGUCUGGCUGAUAUGAAAGAUGCUGGUGUGUAUAAACCUUUAGGAGUGGGCAUCAUGAUGAUGCUUUUACAGCAGUUCACCGGCAUCAACGCCAUCAUGUUCUACGCACAAACUAUAUUUGAACAAGCGCAUUUCCAGAAUGGCAAUGUUGCAUCAGUGAUUGUAGGAGCCACUCAGGUAUUCUUCACAGCAGUCGCGGCUCUAAUCAUGGACCGAGCUGGAAGAAAAGUUCUCCUCGUCCUGUCAGGUGUUGCCAUGUGUUUGAGUGAAGCAGCUUUUGGGAUUUAUUUCAAGUUGGCUACAGUGAAGCCGAGUAACGCUACACUGUACAGCACAAUUGUGGUAGCCCAGGAUGCAGUCGGUGACGCUACACACCCUGACCUGUCCUGGCUCGCACUUGCUAGUAUGGGCAUUUUUAUAACAGGUUUCGCACUGGGUUGGGGGCCUAUACCGUGGCUCGUGAUGUCUGAGAUAUUUCCCACCAAAGCUCGAGGGCUCGGAAGUGCUGCAUGUGUACUUACUAACUGGAGCUGUGCCUUCAUUGUCACCAAGACUUUCCAGAAUCUCAUGGAUCUCAUAACCAGUGCAGGAACAUUCUGGAUGUUCUCGUGUUUCUGUGCCCUCAAUGUCAUCUUCACAGUCUUUUUUGUCCCAGAGACUAAAGGCAAAACACUGGAGGAGAUUCAGGCUUAUUUUAAAGGAACUCACUCUCACUAGGCUUGAGUCUCCGUUCUCACUGCUGGCACCAAAAGAUACAAAUUUGCACAUCUUGGCUGGAUUUCUUCAAUCAACAUGCCUCGGAGUAACAAAUUGUCUUUCGACUCCAAAGAUUACUAAUGAGGUCUAUUUACAAAUUUGUCUUUCUAAAAAAGGUGGUCAUACAAGAUAUAUUAAAACUUGAUACUUUCUGUGCAGGUGUACUGGGGCUGACAUUUGUACUUUUUGAAUUUACAGGGACUCACUUGCUUUAAUGUUUAAUAUCAGAUCCAUAUCUCCUUAAGUUUCACUUCUUUGGGAAUCUUUAACAAAUGGUACUUGCUUAUAAUGUGAUGUUACACUGCCACUGGGUUUAAAAUGUUUUUUUGAGAGUUUGUGCCAUAAAACAUUAGAUGGAGGUUGGAUGAGUUGAUAAGAUCGCAGGUUAAAUGAGUUAAUAAGCUAAUGAUACUGCAAAUGAACUAAUGCCAUUCUUUAACAUGUGUGUCAGGAUGUCUUUUGGUUAGAAUCUUUCUUAUUUUGUGUUUUGUUUUUGAUAAAGAUAAUAUAAAAAUGCAUGUAUGUCUGCUGUUGCAAAUAGUUUGUAAUAAAAAAAAUAAUAAACUAUAAUUGCAUAGA
Molecule: messenger RNA, 2279 nt
Organism: Clarias gariepinus (North African catfish)
Lineage: Eukaryota; Metazoa; Chordata; Actinopteri; Siluriformes; Clariidae
Gene: slc2a8
Product: solute carrier family 2 member 8
Exons: 10
Coding region: 159-1661 (500 amino acids)
Biological process (GO): transmembrane transport
Cellular component (GO): membrane
Molecular function (GO): transmembrane transporter activity
Source: RefSeq, a predicted model, not a curated record